AUGAAGAAAUUUAUUUAUCUAGCAAAUUUUAUCUUUAUACUAUUUAUUUUAAACAUUCCGUCCGUUGAAAAUGUUGAUCGUAGUAAUUUUAAAACAUGUGAACAAAGUUCGUUUUGUCGACGACAACGCAAAUAUAAACCAGAUAGAUCACCUUUUGAAGUAGAUCUUAAUUCAAUGAAAAUAGUUAAAAAUGGCCAUUUACGAUUUCUACUUUUUAGCACUUUAAAAUCUCAUAUUAAAUUUAAAUUAGAAAUUUUUACACUUGAACAUAAUUCAUUACGUGUUAAAAUCAAUGAAUUAAAUCCAAUAAGAAAACGCUAUGAAGUUAAAUAUAGUCUUGAUGGUGAACCAAAACUUGUCAAUAUGAAUAUAACAAAAUCAGAUGAAAAUAAUAUGGAAGUUAAUUUUGGUAAAACAUCUAAAUUUCUACUUAAUGCUAAGCCAUUUCGAUUGGAUUUAUUUACCAAUAAUAUAUUUGUUAUGAGUGUUAAUUCAAAAAAUAUGUUCAAUUUUGAAUAUUAUCGAAAAAAACCCGAAUCAAAUACAACAGCAACUAAUAACAAUAAUGAAGAUGGAAUGUGGGAAGAAACAUUUAAAACUCAUCAUGAUUCGAAACCAUAUGGUCCAUCAUCUAUCGGUGUGGAUGUAAAUUUUCUUAAUUUUGAAAAUGUUUAUGGCAUUCCAGAACAUGCUGAUGCAUUUUCACUUAGAUCUACACAUGAUAGUGAUCCAUAUCGUCUCUUUAAUGUUGAUAUUUUUGAAUAUGAUAUUCAAAAUCCUAUGGCUCUUUAUGGUUCUGUUCCAUAUAUGUUAGCUCAUAAUUCACAUGCAACUGUUGGCUUUUUUUGGUUAAAUGCAGCUGAAGGAUGGGUUGAUGUUAAUUAUAAUAAGUUAAGUGUUAAAUUUCUUGCUACUCAAUCAAAUACUAAUAAUAAUGAAAUACCAGAAGUAUCAACUCAUUGGAUGUUUGAAUCAGGAAUAUUCGAUGGAUUCUUUUUUAUGGGUCCAACACCAAGAGAUAUUUUUAAACAAUAUACAGUUAUAACAGGUUCUGUUCCACUUCCACCGUUAUGGUCAAUUGCUUAUCAUCAAUGUCGUUGGAAUUAUAUUGAUGAAGACGAUGUUCGAAACGUUUUAAAUGGUUUUGAACAUCAUCGAAUUCCACUCGAUGUUAUAUGGCUUGAUAUUGAACAUACAAAUGGUAAACGAUAUUUUACAUGGGAUAUAUCAAAAUUUCCAAAUCCAGAAAAAUUACAAAAUGAUAUUGCUACUUAUCGAAGAAAACUCAUAACAAUAUCUGAUCCACAUAUAAAAAAAGAUGAUGGAUAUCAAAUAUAUGCUGAAGCAAAAGCAUUAGGAUAUUUUGUUAAAACAAAAGAUGGACAAGUUUAUGAAGGAUCAUGUUGGCCAGGUUCUUCAAUGUGGCUUGAUUUUUUUAAUCCUGAUAUAUUUCAAUGGUAUUCUCAACGAUAUUUACUUGAAAAUUAUAAAGGUUCAACAGAAAAUCUAUUUCUAUGGAAUGAUAUGAAUGAACCAUCAGUAUUCAAUGGUCCAGAAAUAACAUUUCCAAAAGAUAUUGUUCAUUAUGGUGGAUGGGAAGAUCGAGAAGUACAUAAUCUUUAUGGUAUGCUUCAACAUAUGUCAACAUUUCAAGGUCUUAUAAAUCGUUCAAAUGGACAUAUACGUCCAUUUAUAUUAACACGUUCAUUUUUUGCUGGUUCACAACGUACAGCAGCUGUAUGGACAGGUGAUAAUUCUGCACAAUGGAGUCAUUUAAAAAUAACUAUACCAAUGUUAUUAAGUUUAUCUGUAACUGGUUUCGGUUUUAUUGGAGCUGAUGUUGGAGGAUAUUUUUAUAAUCCAGAUGCGAAAUUACUUGUUCGAUGGUAUCAAACAGCAGCAUAUCAGCCAUUUUAUCGUGAACAUGCGCAUAUUGAUACAUCUCGUCGUGAACCAUGGUUAUUUGGUGAUGAUAAUACAAGACUUAUACGACAGGCUAUUGAACAACGUUAUACUUAUUUACCUUAUUGGUAUACUUUAUUUUAUAAACAAGAAAGACAAGGAAUACCACCAAUGUUACCAUUAUGGGCUAAUUUUCCAAAAGAUAAAAAUACAUUUAAAACCGAAGAUUCAUUUAUGGUUGGUAAUGGUCUACUUGUUUAUCCAGUAACUGAAGCUGAUAUUAAUCAAAUUUCGGUUUAUUUUCCCGGUGAAAAUACAGUUUGGUAUGACAUACGAACAUAUACUCAAUAUAAUGGUUCGGAAACAGUAUUGAUUAAUGUUGAUAUAGAAUCGAUUCCAGUUUAUCAAUUAGGUGGUGUCAUUAUUCCCCGAAGAUUAAGAAAACGACGUUCGUCAAUGCUUGCCUUACAGGAUCCAAUUACAUUAGUAGUUGCACUUGAUCGAAAUUAUGAAGCUAAAGGUGAAUUGUAUAUGGAUGAUGGAUAUACAUAUAAUUAUCGAGGAAAACGUCAAUUAACUUAUCGUCGUUUUACAUUUAAAAAUAAUGAACUUCGUUCAAAAUCUCUUGAUACUUCAGCUAAAUUUGAGACAGCAGCUUGGAUUGAACGUAUUAUUAUACAUGGUUAUCCAGAAAAUCCAAAUAGAGUCAUAAUUCAUUCAGGUGAUAAACAAGCGACUCCACUUCAUAGUUAUCAAGAAGCGUCACAUACACUUAUUAUUCGACGACCUGGUCCAUUAGUAACAUCCGAUUGGACACUUUCAAUAUCAUAA
Molecule: messenger RNA, 2733 nt
Organism: Rotaria sp. Silwood2
Lineage: Eukaryota; Metazoa; Rotifera; Eurotatoria; Philodinida; Philodinidae
Source: the annotation of a GenBank genome assembly